Molecule: messenger RNA, 1086 nt
Organism: Eruca vesicaria subsp. sativa (arugula)
Lineage: Eukaryota; Viridiplantae; Streptophyta; Magnoliopsida; Brassicales; Brassicaceae
Source: the annotation of a GenBank genome assembly
AUGAAGAGUACGAAAAUUAUUGUUCUCGGCACCGGUCUCAAGGAGUGUAUCCUCAGUGGUCUCCUCUCCGUCGAUGGUGUCAAGCUUUCGAAGAAGUUCAGGGGAGAAGACAAGGCAGAUUACAAUGUUGACAUGAUGCCUAAGGUAUUGUUGUUAAUUACACCUUCCUGGGUUGGUUUCACUGACAACGAGAGGCUCAUUGGUGAGGCUGCUAAGAACCAGGCGGCUGUUAAUCCUGAGAGGACUGUUUUUGAUGUCAAGAGAUUGAUCGGGAGAAAGUUUGAGGACAAAGAGGUCCAGAAGGACAUUGUGAACAAGGAUGGCAAACCAUACAUUCAAGUCAAGAUCAAGGAUGAUGAGACCAAGGUUUUCUCUCCUGAGGAAGUCAGUGCCAUGAUCUUGACUAAGAUGAAGGAGACUGCUGAAGCUUACCUUGGAAAGAAAAUCAAGGACGCAGUUGUCACUGUUCCAGUCACAGAUGCUGUGAUCUUUGUCCCAAGGAAGCCGCCAUCGAGUAUCAGCAGUGAGUCCUUGCUGGCUUCUGCUAAGAACGGACUUGCUGUGAAGAUACUUAGCAAAGGAAAACAAGUACCUAAUGACCCUGUUGUUGAUAACCUAAACACCCGCCAAAAAGGAUGGGAAAGAAUGGUACUGCAAAUCAUGUUUCUUGGCCCAUCUAAUCUCUUGGAACCAAACACUAGCUUUGCACAAAUGUCUCAGAAGCUUAUCGUUUCUCCCAUUGUUAAGACUUUGGUCUUUAGCAAAGUCCCUGAGAAGGUAAGGGAUUGGAUAGAUGAGAUAGCGAGUGAGUGGAGAUUCAAAAGGAUAAUCCCUGCUCAUUUCGAUGCUCCAGUAAACGUAGGGAGGUCAGAGUUUCUAGCUGCGUUUGGGUUUCUUGAUGAUCUUCUAGGUGAAAGAUCUGUAAAACGUACUCCUUCCCUCUCUAUUCUAUUCUCAUCGCUAAUGGGUAAAGCAGCAAGCUAUUUUCCUCCAGAUGAUAUGAGAACUCUCUCUUCUCUUGAUCAGUUCUUAAUCUCUGUUGGUGCUGUCAAAAAGACUGUCUCUGGUAGAAAAAAACUAAGAUGA